Besnoitia besnoiti is the source of this 390-nucleotide messenger RNA. Its product is annotated as ribosomal protein RPL28. Gene Ontology annotation, cellular component: cytosolic large ribosomal subunit; ribosome. Gene Ontology annotation, molecular function: structural constituent of ribosome. Gene Ontology annotation, biological process: translation. Lineage: Eukaryota; Apicomplexa; Conoidasida; Eucoccidiorida; Sarcocystidae. The transcript is spliced from 2 exons. The coding region runs from base 1 to 390 and encodes 129 amino acids. The record is from RefSeq and is a predicted model, not a curated record.
AUGGUGUCCUCCGAGCUCGUGUGGCAGUGCGUUCGUCGCAACCACUGCUUUAUCCGUAAGUUCAAUGGAAUCACGUUGUCAGCGGAGCCGAUGAACUUGACCAACAAGAACACACUCAAGUUCUCUGGCAUUGCCCACAAGCAGCCUCUGGGGCUGAACCGCCAUGGAGAGAACGGCAGCGGCAUCGCCCUCGUCACGGUGCAGAAGCGCUCCCGCGCCAUGAGGAAGCCUCGCAAGGCUGUCCAGGUUCGCAAGUUCGUGAAGUGCAAGAAGGAGAUCUCCAAGGUCACUCAGGCAGUCGCGGCAUACCGCCCGGACCUGCUCAAGACUGUGACCAAGAAGAUGAAGAAGUUGAUCCGGACAGGCAACGCAUCUAACAAGAAGGAGUAA